Molecule: messenger RNA, 1137 nt
Organism: Stylonychia lemnae
Lineage: Eukaryota; Ciliophora; Spirotrichea; Sporadotrichida; Oxytrichidae
Source: the annotation of a GenBank genome assembly
AUGAUCCAGUUAAAAUACCUUGCGGGAUGCAUUGAAACAUGGAGUCAAAACUAGGCAAGAUAGCCUAAUUGUCCAUUUUGCCGUCAAGGUUUCAAGAAGAAUCAAAUAUCUAAAGAUUUGCUUGCAUUCAAUUUGAUAUGUGAAUUUGAAAUUUUUUGCUCAAACAGAGGUUGUAAUUGGAAAGGUCCUCUAGGUGAUAUUAAGGUUCAUAUGCCGAACUGCACAUUUUAAGAUGGAAAACUGCCUACUUGGUACAUUAGCUAUUUGAAAUAAAGCGAAAAAGAUUUUCUAAAGGAGGAAUAAGAAGAAGAACUUUUGGACGACAACAUUAAGUAAUUAAUUAACCAAAAUGUUCCUAAGCAGACUCUUGCUGAAAGACUCUUCCACAAUGAGAAUGGAAACCAACUAAGAAGUAAGAUAAAUGUGAUAUUUAUAUAUAAAUCAGAGGUUAUGGGUGUAACUGAAGAUAAAGAAUAGCCCAAUCAGAAUAAAUAAAUUGCAGAAGAAGUUAAGAAUGAGUAAUAAAGUUCAGUCAGUGACUCUCUAAAUGAAUCUUUAUUAUCCUCAGCAUCUGGAAGAGGUAGGGGAAGGAAUAGAGGAGGAGCUGGACGUGGCAGAGGGAGAGGAAGAGGUAGAGGCAUAUAGUAAGAUAUAUUAGCGAGUUUGAAUCAUUCAAAUUCAAUGCCUGCUCCAUAAUCACAUAGAUAAGUAACUAAACUACCUGAAAGUAGAUUUGCCAAUGACAAUGAAGACAACCUAAUGGACUUUUUGAGACACGCUCGUUCCUUUAUAAAUGCAAAUGACGAAGAAAAUUCUCAAGAAUUAGAUGUGGAAUAGUUGAUCCAGUAAUAGUAGCAAAUAUUAAUGUAAUUUGAAAGUGAGAAAUAAGAAGUAGGACAAAUGAUAUAAAGCAAUCAAGGGAAUAGCGUUCAGACCAUGAAUGAAGAAAGACAAUAAUAAUAGCAGCCAGAUCAAAAUGAAAAUGUCAACUCAUUGAACUAGUCCAAUUUAUCUGAUGAAUAGAGAUAAAACUAGAAUAAUUAGUAAUAAAGAUAAAGCAAAAAGAGGAAGCUAAAUGAUUUUCUAUAAGAUGGAUAAGAUCAAUUAGAAUUUGUAAACUUGAAAUAAGGUAAUUGA